CUCCGACAUAUUUUGUUGUCGUGUUGGCUUACUAUCGUGAUAAACGAAUCAUCUGUGUAACAUUUAUGUCCAACACUAAAAUAUUUUCUGUUUUGUUUUUACGAUAACACUAUUCUCUUGGAGAGAAUAGAUCCUAUUCGAAAGUGUACGUUUUGAAUAAUAUAAAAUAUCGUAGACCUACUUUUUCGGAUAGUCAACAGUCAACCAAAUAGUUCAUUACUGAUUGGUCUACUUUCGAACAUAGCAAUUAUCUGCCGUUCGAAAAAAGUAAUUAUUUGUUAAAUAUCAAGUUAAAUUAAUUUUAUAUUUUGUGAUUGAACAAUGUUUGCCCGUGUUACAUUUUAUCCGACACUUUUAUAUAAUGUAUUUAUGGAAAAAGUAACACAGCGCAACUGGUAUGAUCGAAUUGAUGAAAAUGUUAUAUUAGGUGCACUUCCAUUCAGGAAUAUAAGCCAAAAAUUAAUUGAUGAAGAAAAUGUCAGAUGUGUAAUAUCAAUGAAUGAAUCAUAUGAACUAGAGCAUUUUACACCUCAACCAGAUGAAUGGAAAAAAAUGGGAGUAGAACAUUGUCAGCUAAGUACAAAAGAUAUUUUUGAAACUCCGUCACAUGAAAAAUUAAUUCAAGGUGUUUCAGUGAUGGAAGCAGUUUCUAAAGAUGGAAAUACUGUGUAUGUACAUUGCAAGGCAGGUCGUACUCGUAGCGCGACUCUUGUUGGCUGUUAUUUAAUGUCUAAACAUAAUUGGACUCCUGAACAAGCAAUUGAAAAUAUUGUAUCUAAGCGACCUCAUAUUUGGUUACGAAACCAACAAUUAGAGAGUCUCAAAAAAUAUUAUGAUGAUAUUAUCCACUGAACUGACACCAUCAGAAGCCAUUAAAAACAACUUUUUUUUUUUGUUAUUGAUCACGGCCGAUUAAGAAUAUUAACAGCGCUCGCACCUAAUACAACCAACUAAAUAAUGAUAUUCCCAAGAAGAUUAAUCGCUUAUAGACGCGAGCCCCAAUAUGCACCAGACCGCUGCUGAUGCUGUCGUCAUUGCAUAAACCAGAAACCGCUCCUAACAAAUAAAAUAGAAAUUCGGUACCAGCUAUACCUAACAAUCUAUAGUAUGAGUGUAAUAUAGGGGAUUCGGAAGAGGAAACGAAUCAAGUCUUGGACCAGAUUUUCUUGUUUUUUUUUGUUAAUUUUUAUUUUAUAUACGAUAUACCUGUAUUUUUUUAUUAUUAUCAUUUUGUAUUAGAAAUACUUAUCUAUGUGCAGCUCGAC
Messenger RNA from Rhopalosiphum maidis (corn leaf aphid), 1265 nucleotides. RefSeq names its product phosphatidylglycerophosphatase and protein-tyrosine phosphatase 1 (gene PTPMT1). Gene Ontology annotation, molecular function: phosphatidylinositol-4,5-bisphosphate 5-phosphatase activity; protein tyrosine/serine/threonine phosphatase activity; phosphatidylglycerophosphatase activity. The record is from RefSeq and is a predicted model, not a curated record. The coding region runs from base 322 to 852 and encodes 176 amino acids. Lineage: Eukaryota; Metazoa; Arthropoda; Insecta; Hemiptera; Aphididae. Gene Ontology annotation, biological process: protein dephosphorylation. The transcript has 6 exons.